Bactrocera dorsalis (oriental fruit fly) is the source of this 646-nucleotide messenger RNA. Its product is annotated as A-kinase anchor protein 14-like. The record is from RefSeq and is a predicted model, not a curated record. Bases 149 to 565 code for a protein of 138 amino acids. NCBI's taxonomy places the organism in Eukaryota, Metazoa, Arthropoda, Insecta, Diptera, Tephritidae. The transcript has 2 exons.
CUUGGCUAUAAAAAUUCAUCAGAAAAAUACAUCAACUACUUUACUUAUUGCCGUAACACGCACCGUAUAAAAGCAGGGCAGUGAUGCACAAUCAGCAUCAGAAGUAUUUUGUAGACUUACAGACAAACAACUCCUAAAAUCAACAAAAAUGUUCAAGCUUAACGCCAUCCUCGCUGCUGUCUGCCUUUUCGCCGUUGCUACAUCCGUCAGUGCUGGACUCCUCGAGACCCACCAUGUAGUGCAUGAGCCAGUGUUGGCUAAGGUCGGCUCGGUGGUCCACAGUGCUCCUUCAGCCGUUUCCCACCAAAGCAUCACUCAAGUUCAUAGCAAAGCUGUCGUGAGUCCAGUACUUGCCCACGCUGUCAAGACAACCGUACACUCCGCACCCGUCGUUCCAGUAGUCCAUGCCGCUCCCGUAGUUCAUGCCGCACCUGUAGUUCAUGCCGCUCCUGUUGUACAUAGCGUACACAGCGUACCAGUCGUCCACUCCGUGCCUGUGGUUCAUUCUGCUCCUGUCGUCAAGAGCAUUGUUUCGGCUCCACUUGCUUACACUCUCCAUCAUUAGAACAUUUUGGACUGCUACACUAAUUGUCGAAUAUUUUGCGAAACCGAAAAUAAAAUAAAGUUGUGAUAUAAAUUUAAAUUU